Argentina anserina (silverweed cinquefoil) is the source of this 4049-nucleotide messenger RNA. Its product is annotated as disease resistance protein RPV1-like. Bases 1 to 3759 code for a protein of 1252 amino acids. The transcript has 5 exons. Gene Ontology annotation, biological process: signal transduction; defense response. Gene Ontology annotation, molecular function: protein binding; ADP binding. Lineage: Eukaryota; Viridiplantae; Streptophyta; Magnoliopsida; Rosales; Rosaceae. The record is from RefSeq and is a predicted model, not a curated record.
AUGGCUGCUAGUUCUUCGUCUUCAUCAUCCGGAGAGACUGGAGGCAGUCUCAAGUACGACGUUUUCAUCAAUUUCAGAGGUGCAGACACUCGUAGGUCUUUCGUCUGCCAUCUUUACGAAGCUCUGAAACAGAAAGCACUCGACAUCUUCAUAGAUUCCCAAGAGCUCGGAAAAGGCGAUGAGCUUUCGGAGAUACUCACAGCCAUUCAAGACUCGAGACUUUCAAUCAUAGUUUUCUCUAAACACUAUGCCUCUUCUACAUGGUGCUUAAAAGAACUGGUCCAGAUUUUGGAGUGUGUGAAUACGCAGAAGCACAAAGUGGUGCCCAUUUUUUAUGAAACAGAUCCUUCUGAUAUUCGCAAGCUGAAGGGGAGUUUCGAAAAAGCUUUUGCAAAACACGAACGCGAUUCAAAUAUCGACAAGGAAGAGUUGGAGAGCUGGAAGUCCAAUUUAACAAGAGCCACCAAUUUAUCCGGCUACGACUCCAGAAAUUAUCAGGAUGAUGCGAAGCUUAUCAAGGAUAUUGUAGAAGAUAUUUUUGAGAAGUUGACCCAAAACUCAGCAAGUGAAACCGUAGACUUGGUUGGAAUGGAUUCACACAUAAGUGGAAUGAAUUUGUUGUUAUGUCCAGGGGUAAAUGAUUUUCGCAUUGUAGGAAUAUGGGGAAUGGGCGGCAUCGGAAAGUCAACCAUUGCUAGAGCUAUUUAUGAGAAUAUUGCUCGUCAAUUUCAACACUGUUGCUUUCUUGAAAAUGUCAGGGAAGGCUUCUUGAAAAACGGUGAAAUAUAUAUGAAAGAAGAACUUCUGUGUAGAAUCUUGAAGGAAGGAAAGGUUCAUCCAAUGCAUUUCAAUAUGACAAUGGAAAGACUAGGUAAGAAGAAAGUUCUUCUUGUUCUAGAUGAUGUAGACAAUAUAAACCAAAUUGAAACUUUACUUGGAAAUAAACCUUCAUUUGGCGGUGAGAGCAGAGUAAUCAUAACAACUAGAAAUAAGCACUUACUAGGUGGUUAUGCGGUAUACGAGCCCAGGUCACUCAGUGAUGAUAGGGCUCUUGAACUCUUUAGGCAGUAUGCUUUUAGAGCAAAAGAACCCACUGGGGAGUACGAUCAUUUGUCAAGCUGUGUCAUAAGAUAUGCUCAUGGUUUGCCCCUAGCACUUAAAGUUUUGGGAGCUUCUCUUGAUGGGAAAAGUGUACGAGAAUGGGAAGAUGAAUUGCAAAAGAUAAAGAAAAUCCAGCACACUGGAAUUCAUGGUGUGCUUAGAAUAAGCUUUGAUGGACUAGAUAAUUCACAGAAAAACAUCUUUCUAGACAUUGCUUGUUUUUUCAAAGGAAUGAACAAAGACCAUGUAACGAAGUUUUUGGAGUACUGUGGCUUCUUUCCACAUAGUGGACUACGAGUGUUAGUUGACAGAGCUCUCAUAAGUAUAUCCUCUGAUGAUACCCUCGAGAUGCAUGAUUUACUUCAGGAGAUGGGUCGAGAAAUAGGGACACUCAGCAGAAUAUGCAGUUAUGAAGAUGUUGAUCGCGUGCUAACUCAAAAUACGGCUACAGAAGAAAUUGAAGGUAUGACCCUAGACUUGUCCAGCUCAAACGAGCUGCACUUAAAUGCUGAAGCCUUUCUUAGCAUGAGGAAACUAAGAUUACUUCAGAUUCAUGAUCAUAACAAUCACAUUGACCUUGAUGGCGAUUUUUUUGAGCGGUGCUUACACUCUGACUGCAAACAACACGUGAAUAAUGGGGAGUUAAAGUUUCUUUCCCAUGAGUUGAGGGUUCUUAUUUGGCAUGGAUGCCCUUUGAAGUCUUUGCCUUUUAAUUACGAACCGAAGAAUCUUCUUUACCUUGACAUGUCUACUAGUCACAUUGAACAACUCUGGGAAGGAACCAAGCCUAUGGAAAAUGUGAGAUGCAUGAAUUUAAGUCACUCACAAUGCUUUGCCAAAACCCCAGACUUCUCCAAGGCAAAAAAUCUUGAGAAACUGAAUCUUAAAGACUGCAUAAGUUUAUCGGAGGUCCAUCCGUCCCUUUCAGCUCUUAAAAACCUAGUUCACUUGAACCUAAAUGGCUGCAUAGAACUGAAGAGGCUCGCCAGAAGCAUUCAUAUGGAAUCUCUUCAGAUUCUUAAUCUCUCUGGCUGCUCAAAUCUUGAAAAGUUUCCAGAAAUUUCUGGAGUUAUGAAGGAGCUAUGGGAUCUUCGACUAGAUGGGACUGCAAUUGAGAAACUUCCCUCAUCAAUCAAUAAACUUACAGGGCUUUUUUUUUUGGCCCUUACAGGAUGCAUACGACUUAGGAGUCUUCCAAGAAUCAUUCAAAUGAAAUCUCUUCGACUCCUUGAUCUUUCUGGUUGCUCACAUCUUGAGGACUUUCCAGAGAUUUCAGAAGAUAUGACGGAGCUCUCAGCUCUUUAUUUAGAUGAGACUGCAAUUAAAGAGCUGCCAUCAUCUAUUGAAUUUCUUCAUGGGCUUGCAACACUGAGCAUGACAAACUGCAGAAGUCUUAUUUGUCUUCCAGACAAGAUUUGUAAUUUGUCAUACCUACAAGAGCUAAGCCUGGCUGGUUGCACUAAACUCUCCAACUUGCCUGAGAACUUGGGGAAUAUAGCAUUCUUGAGGGCUCUUGAUAUAAAAGGAAGUGGUAUUCAACAACUGCCAUUCUCUAUCUUACGUUUGAGCAGGCUUGAUCCAUCAUUAUCAUGCAAUGGAUGUAAACAAAUGAUGGCACCGUUUUCAUCAUGGCCGCCGUUGAUAAAAUCAGAGUGCAGAAACUCUGUUGUGGUGCAUCUUGAUUUGAGUGACUGCAACCUGUUGGAAUUAUCAGAUUGUAUUUCUCAUAUCUCUACUUUGGUAUCGCUAAAGUUGAGCCGAAACAAUAUGGAAAGCAUACCUGCAACAAUGAAAAUGCUUCAACGUUUGACAGAUCUUGAUUUAGAAGGCUGCAACAGACUGAAAUCAAUACCAGAGCUCCCAUCAAGUAUAUGUUAUAUAGAUGCGCAUAAUUGCACGGCUUUGGAAAUAGUUUCCCCAGUAAAUCUUCAGAACGAAGAUACAUUUUGCCUCACAUUUUCUAAUUGUUUGCGGCUGUGGAGACAAAAUCCAUUUAUAGAAAUUGUGGAAACUCAUUUUCAGCAGCAGGAUGCUCGACUGAAACAUCUUUUCGGAGGUAUGCACCUACCCAAAAGUCAAAUUGCCCAUUGGUUCAACUCUCUUCGCAAGGGACUAUUAGUAACUCUUCCCGGAAGUGAAAUUCCCGAUUGGUUCAACCAUCAGUGCAUGGGAUCUUCUGUAACUGUACGGCUACCACCAAAUUGGUCAUUUGACAAAUUAAUGGGGAUUGCCAUUUGUGCUGUGAGUAAUAAGUGUGCUCAUAAUAUUGUAUCCCUUCAAUCUUCUUUAUGUUUCUGUACCUUCAAAGGAAAUCAUGGUCAGCGCAGUUUCAAGUUUCCGUUCCUCCAUGAGCGAUUCAGAACCGACAGAUUCCUUGAUUCAGAUCACAUGUUCCUGCGGUAUAAAACUGGUCCAAUCCCAGUUGAUUGGUACAGUGAUGACCGCUACUACACUGAGGUUAGAUUUAGAAUUAUGCUAGACAAAGAAGGCUCCAGAAAUGAUUUCAAGACACUGAAAGCAUGUAGUUACAUCAUUAGCUGCGGGGUUCGUUUCUUUGAUGUCAAUCAUGAGGAAUUGGAAUAUCUAGGUACGCCUUCACCCGGAUUAAUACCGACAACUGCAGAGCCGGAUCCGCAGAUGAAAAUUAGUGAUUAUUGAAUUUGAAAGAAAGGAUGUACGUAGAAGACUGAUCCGGGGAAGGUGCAUGCAGAGAGAGAGAGAGAGAGAUUUGUUGGCUACGUGCACGAUGACUUGAGAGAAAGGCACAGAAAAGAAACGGUGUCUCUGGCACCAGAAGCGGAACAUCUAGCUACUCAUAUAUCCACAUUAAGUCUCGUCAUGGUAUUCUUCUCUACUGUAUAUCCACAUUAAUUUCCAGCCAUAGUUUCAUUUGCAACUACAGCAUAUGUUUUGAUUUCGGUUAAUAAUUAAGCUAUUAUAUCUUUUGA